CCGCUCCUGUCACCAGAGGCCAGAUGACCCGACGGGGCGACGAGUCCAGCGCGGCGUGGACUGCUGCCCGCCAUAGUUAGCGCGGCGUUUAUUGCAAACAAUUGCAUUAAAGUCCAGCCUGUUUAUCGGCUGAAACUUGUGUUUUUGUUUUCCCGCUGCUGUUGGAAAAAUAAGGGGAAAAAAACGCGACAAUGGAUCGAGUGAAGAGCUCCAUGCAGCAAGUACCCAACGCGAUCCCCAAAGUGAUCCGACGGACCACCGGAGGGGCCAACAGCUGGAGCUGGAGAAAGGAGACCUUCGAGCGAGGGCAGGCUGUCAGCAUCAACAAGGCCAUCAACACACAGGAGGUGGCCGUCAAAGAGAAGCAUGCCAGGACCUGCAUCCUGGGCACCCAUCACGAGAAAGGUGGCCACACUUUCUGGGCGGCGAUCAACCGGCUUCCUCUCUCCAGCAACGCGGUGCUCUGCUGGAAGUUCUGCCACGUCUUCCACAAGCUGCUGCGAGACGGACAUCCAAACGUGAUAAAGGACUCCAUGAGGAACAAGGCGGACUUAACGGAUAUGAGCAGGAUGUGGGGUCACCUGAGUGAAGGCUACGGGAAGCUGUGCAGCAUCUACCUCAAACUGCUCAUCACCAAAAUGGAGUUCCACAUCAAAAACCCUCGUUUCCCUGGCAACCUGCAGAUGUCGAACAGACAGCUGGACGAGGCGGGAGAGAACGACGUUAACAACUUCUUCCAGCUCACCGUGGAGAUGUUUGACUACCUGGAGUGUGAGCUCAACCUCUUCCUGGGGGUAUUCAGCUCCCUGGACAUGUCCCGGUCGGUGUCGGUGACGGCGGCGGGCCAGUGUCGCCUCGCCCCGCUCAUCCAAGUCAUCCUGGACAGCAGCCACCUGUACGACUACACCGUCAAGCUGCUGUUUAAGCUGCACUCCUGCCUUCCAGCGGACACUCUCCAGGGCCACAGAGACCGCUUCCAGGAACAGUUUAAGAAGUUAAAGGGUCUGUUCUAUCGCUCCAGUAACUUGCAGUAUUUCAAGAGGCUGAUUCAGAUCCCACAGUUGCCUGAGAACCCUCCCAACUUCCUGCGUGCGUCGGCUCUGUCUGAGCACAUCAGCCCCGUGGUCGUGAUCCCGGCAGAGUCGUCGUCCCCGGAGUCGGAGCACGUGGUGGAGACGGACGACCUGGUGGACACAGACGUCCCCGUGCUGCCGGUUCCUUUGGAGACCAAGUUCGACGACCUGUUCGGCACCUCGGCUGCUAUCGACCCGUUCAACUUCAACGGUCAGAACGGCUUGAGGAAGGACGACAAAGAUCGCCUGAUUGAGCAGCUGACCAGGGAGAUCCAGGCCCUCAAAGACGAGCUGGAGUCUUUCCGGCUGGAGAGCGGCCGCUUGUGUCAGGCUCUGAGGGGACGCGUCAACGAGCUGGAGGCGGAGCUCGCCGAGCAGAGCCACCUGAGGCUGCAGGCCGCGGGAGAGAGCGAGUUUCUGAAGGCGGAGCUGGACGACCUGCGGAGGGUCCGAGAGGACACGGAGAAGGAGCAGCGCAGCCUGACGGAGAUAGAGAAAAAGGCUCAAGCCAAUGAGCAGCGCUACAGCAAACUGAAGGAGAAGUACUCUGAGCUGGUUCAGAGUCACGCCGACCUGCUGAGGAAGAACGCGGAGGUCACCCGGCAGAUGACGGUGGCUCGGGCAGCACAGGACGAAGUGGACGCGGUGCGGCGGGAGAUGCAGGAGAAGGUGAAGGCCGCUCAGGAGGUCGCAGGCAGACAGGAGAGGGAGCAGCUGGAGCAGCUGCAGGAGCUGCAGAGAGAGCUGGUGUCCAGCAGGACAGAGCUGGACUCUCUGAAGACCACCGCGGCCUCGUCACAACAGGCUUCGAGCGAGGUGCUCGGCACCCAGCUGCUCGCCCUGCAGUCCGAGAAGGCGGAGCUCGUGCAGUGCGUGUCGAAGGUGGAGGCGGAGCUGGCUGUCCGUGGGGAGGAGCUACAGCGAGUCCAGAGCUCUUUGGCGACUGAGAGGGAGAGCGGAGUGAAGACGGCCGAAGCCCUGCAGAAUCAGCUCAAUGAGAAGGAGAGCAGGGAGCAGGCCUUGGAGAGCCAGCUGGUUUCGGCUCGCUGGUCCAGCCUGCAGGGAGCGGUGGAGGAGGCGGAGAAGAUCAUACAGGAUUCGCUGGCUCAGAUAGACGACCCGGCGCACAUCAGCUGCACCAGCUCCGCAGACUACCUAGCAUCCAGAUGUCAGGCGGCUUUAGACUGUAUGGGCCGACUCCAUUCCGCCACAGAGGCCUUCCUUGCCGACGACACAGGUGUAUCUGCGCUGGUACGAGUGGUGACCCAGUGUGGCCACCUGGUGGGGGACACCAUCGUUCAGGGUAGUGCCACCUCCCACAUGGUGCCCGUGGAGCAAGCUGACGCGCUGUCGGACAGCGUGAAGGCGUGCGGGACUGAAGCUCUGGCGCUGCUGGGCCAGAUGAAGCAGCAGAGCAGCAUGUACGCGGCGGACAGCGGCAAGCUGAGGGCGGCUCUGGAGGCCAUCCUGGCCACCGCAGAGAAGCUGCGUCCUCGGGGUUUGGAGCUGCAGCAGGGGGAGCUGGGAGAUCUGGUGGAGCAGGAAAUGGCGUCCACUUCGGCUGCGGUGGAGUCGGCCGCUGCCAGGAUAGAGGAAAUGCUCAACAAUUCUCGAGCAGUUGAUACAGGAGUCAAGAUGGAGGUCAAUGAGAGGAUUCUGGCCGCCUGCACAGAGCUGAUGCAGGCGAUCAAGCAGCUGGUUCUGUCUUCCAAAAAUCUGCAGAAGGACAUCGUGGAGGGUGGCAGGGGGGCGGCCUCCACCAAGGAGUUUUACGCCAAGAACUCCCGCUGGACCGAGGGCCUGAUCUCUGCCUCCAAAGCAGUGGGAUGGGGCGCCACGGUCAUGGUGGAUGCUGCCGAUCUGGUGGUGCAGGGCAAAGGGAAGUUUGAGGAGUUGAUGGUGUGUUCACACGAAAUAGCUGCCAGCACGGCGCAGCUAGUGGCGGCCUCUAAGGUGAAAGCAGACAAGGACAGCGCCAACCUGCAGAGCCUGCAGAAGGCGUCCCGCGGCGUCACGCAGGCCACCGCGGCCGUCGUGGCCUCCACCAAGUCAGGGAAGUCCCAGAUUGAAGAAAAGGACACGAUGGACUUCUCCAGCAUGACUCUCACUCAGAUCAAGCGACAGGAGAUGGACGCGCAGGUCCUGGUUCUGGAGCUGGAGACCCGCCUGCAGAAGGAACGCGAGCGACUCGGCGAGCUGAGGAAGAAACAUUACGAGCUGGCCGGAGUAGCGGAGGGCUGGGGCGAUCAAGUAGAAGGGUGAGACCCGUCAUCGCUGACCCCCCCCCCGGCUCCGCCAGAAGACCGGCUCAUAUUUAUACAGUUUCACCCUCUUUCUUCCCUGUUAUAUUCUCUUUUCCUUUUGUUAUCGGAGCCAAAUUAAAAGGUGCUUCUUCUCUAAACCUGCUUCGCCAACAACGUCCAAGGGUUCAGCGACGGGAGGAGGAACCAACACAUGGAAGGAGUGAGGGGGGCGGACUUCAUGGUGUCACACCCCUCCACGCCAUGCCUCUCUGUCAGGUGCAUGUUGGAAACAGUCUUUUUUUUCCGCCCGUGUUUUUUUUGAUAACGGCGGUCCGUCGAGGAGUCACAAUGGAAACGCAAAAAAGCACAAGCUCUACUCAAGACCUCCCAGAAUGCACUGCACAAGGACCAACCCCCCCCCCACUCCCGCCUCAGCAGUAUUAAACCGGACUGUGCUUGCCCCCCUCCCUCCGUUCCCAAAAACCAUGCCUGUGUGAGCUUGUAAAAGUUUAAUCUUCCUCCCUAGUUGCUUCCUAUUUUUCCUCACUGUGAGUUAUCACCGCUUCACUGGACCUUCUGCCUUUCACCUCUCUACCAUUAACGGCCGUGACUGUUGACUCGAGCUGACCCCUUUUUUUUAAUUUCCUCUCAAUCUUUCCUUUAACGGACGCUUGCAUGGAAACUGUUGAAUCUGCUCCAAAAGCUGGAGUACUUUCAGAAAAGCAAAGUUGCGCCGUUUUUUUUUUUUUUUCUCUCUCUCUCAACAGUCUGUGAGCUUUGCGACUGCCAACUACCUGAUGAAUGCUGCAUGGUCAGAGGCAGCGGUGCAUCGUGGGUAGGACGGAUGAAAGAGACGGUUGUUGCUUGAACUCUUAAAGACAUGAGGUCACUUCUUUCGUUUCCCUUUUCAUAGCGAUCAAAAGGGAAAUAUUCCUUUUUUUUAUAUAUACAAAAAAUAAGCAGCGGUUGCUAAACCGCGGUUGGACACCCUCAUCGAUGGACACAAGCGUCGGUCGCUUCUGUCACCGAAGGCUGGGAUCCGGUCUCACGUCAAACUGCCCUCGGUGUCGUCUGAUGAUGGACGGAGACUAGUUGAUGGAGACGUCGUGACUCUGCGGCCAGGUUGAUUUUCAGAAGGAAGGACCAGAAAAUCCGCAGUAGCAGCAAACGCAAAGCCUAAAAAGUUUGAAUGUCGGGAUCUUUAUAAAGACGCACGGAGGUUUUAUUCAUGAGAUGUUGUUUUCCGGUGUGUCACAUGAUCCUGCCUCUUCAGAUGCCCUGCAGGACAAUAGCUUCCUGUAUAACCGUGUAUAUAAACUACAAGCCUUCUUUUGUUGGAAAUGGUAGCUUUCGUUUAAUCUAAAAGCAUUCUAUAGCGUUCCUUUUUUUUUUUUGCAUCUCAAGUGAGGAUUCGGUUUAAUUGAAUGAGGAUGGACGGUGCACUCGGGAGCCCCCAGGAGAGGGAGGGAGGACUGACUUUAUACUUGUUGUUGACGCUGUGAGGAGACAUCCGUUCGAUGACGACCAUGAUGGCUCCCUUGGAGUUUCUCUCCCUUUCUCCGUCUUGACGUACUUUGUUUUGGCGCUCUGCUUCAGCUGUGUAUGUUUCAAAAACGAAAAGUUGCGACACUGGUUUAUUUAACAGAUGCUGGUCAAAUGGUGUUGAUUCUUAAAAACUAGUUUUAAACUGCUUGCAGGAGCAAAUGGGUGCGUCUAAAAAAAAUUUUUAAUAAGGGUUUUAUUAGACAGACUUUGAAAUAUUUUUUGUAAUUAACGCCACCCAUCUGUGCCCCAAGCAGCUUAAAGAAACAGCAAGUAUUAAUAGUAUUAUUGUUGGGUUCAGGUGUAUCUGUAUUUAAUAAUGAUUUAACCUGUUUGUCCCUUUUUUCACACCCGGGGAGCUGAUUUCAUGAGAAAAUGGAAUGUAAAACGAAAACAACAAAAAAGACACAUUUUAUAUUCCUAUUUGAAAAUGUCUAGAAAGAUGAAUUGAAUGCACCUUGAGGGUUGUCAGGUUAUAUGUUUGCCCAAAUAUUCUCAAUGAAUCUCUCUGUAUCUCUCUGUCUCUCUCUGUCUCUCUCUGUCCCUCUGUCCCUCUCUGUCUCUCUCUGUCUCUCGUCAGCUCAGCCAGCCUUUCAAACUGCCUCACACUGUAGUCAAAGAGAAACAAAUACUCACAUAGCAACAUUGAAAUAUGUCUUUGUACGAUAUACUAAAAACUAUGUUGGUGGGUUUGUUUUUAUUUUUUCAGUUUUAAAAAAUAAAUAUUUCAACUCAAUAAUACAAA
Molecule: messenger RNA, 5603 nt
Organism: Gasterosteus aculeatus aculeatus (three-spined stickleback)
Lineage: Eukaryota; Metazoa; Chordata; Actinopteri; Perciformes; Gasterosteidae
Source: RefSeq, a predicted model, not a curated record